UUGUCAAAGGUUAAAAGGUUAAUUAAGAAAGGUGUGAAGCAUGCAUCGCCUAAAAGCUUAGCAAACUCAUGGCGUUUGUGUUUAUAAGCUUUAGCAGGCACUGGUCGAAAAUAAAUGUGUAUGAGCCUCACUUAAUUUAUACCAAAAAUGGAUUUUCUGAAACCACAACAGAAGCAAACUUCUAAUCUCAAGACAAGCAUUUCUGUGGAGUCCCUUCAAAGACCUAAUGUAACCCAUGCUGAAGGAGACAGCACUACUAAGCUAACCACUAGCAGGUACAUGCUCACUGGUGCAGAACAGGUGUCUGGUUCCAGUACACAUCUUUCCAAGGGUUCGUUGUCAUUGGCAACCAAUCUUCAUCACAUUGGCAAGGAGCUCUUUUUCCCCGUCACAGGAUUAACUGUUGAAAGCUUUCUCUCGGAGACACCACCGCUAUCACCACGACAACAACCCUCACCCAGCAAAGCCCCGCCCACUGAUGACUCCCCACCACCACAUGGACGGAAGGUGUGCGUGAAUGGACGUGAGAUCGCUGUCUUUCUCUAUGGAAACAAUUUCUAUGCAGUGGAUGAGCAUUGCUCACAUUUAGGUGGACCACUGCAUCUCGCGGACAUUGAAGAUUCUCUUUCACUAACUACUGGACAAUCAACACCCUGUAUUAUCUGUCCCUGGCACAAGUGGUGCUUUGAUCUGAGUACUGGGAGACAGUUAGACCCACUUGGGAGAGAGCAGCACAUACAAUCUUAUCCUGUUCGAGUAGAUUCAGAUACUGGGACUAUUUCUAUUGGUUUUGCAUCGUUUGAUUCAUCUUGUUUUACUGACUAUGACUUCUAGCAGGAGUGCAACUCCUGCUUCUAUAGUAUUCUGUUAUCAUGUUUAUUCUUCAGGUAAUUAUUUUUAUACAUUAAUUUGGGGAAUUAAAUUAAGGUGGUUUGA
Messenger RNA from Halichondria panicea, 936 nucleotides. RefSeq lists its product as uncharacterized. The record is from RefSeq and is a predicted model, not a curated record. NCBI's taxonomy places the organism in Eukaryota, Metazoa, Porifera, Demospongiae, Suberitida, Halichondriidae. Bases 148 to 834 code for a protein of 228 amino acids. Gene Ontology annotation, molecular function: 2 iron, 2 sulfur cluster binding. The transcript has 3 exons.